Neolamprologus brichardi is the source of this 1161-nucleotide messenger RNA. RefSeq names its product nicotinamide riboside kinase 1 (gene nmrk1). Lineage: Eukaryota; Metazoa; Chordata; Actinopteri; Cichliformes; Cichlidae. The record is from RefSeq and is a predicted model, not a curated record.
ACUAGCUACCAGCGUGGUGUAUACAUUUGCACGUGACUCCUUAAUUACGUUAGUAUUACAAGUUCUAUAAAUCGGUAGCUUUGCGGCGAGCAGACGCAGACAAUUGGAAUGAAGACACUAAUUGUAGGAAUUGGUGGGAUGACCAAUGGGGGAAAAACUACACUUGCCACAAGUCUGCAAGAGCAAAUACCCAACAGCUGCAUCAUUGCACAGGAUUCAUAUUUUAAGGAUGACUCUGAGGUGCCGAUGGACAGCAAUGGGUUCAAGCAAUAUGACAUCCUCGAGGCUAUGCACAUGCAGAUGAUGAUGAGGGACGUUGACUCCUGGCGAAGAGAUCCCGAGUCGUUCCUCAGACAGCAAGGCCUGGAGACCCAGCUUAUAGAACCAUCAGUCUAUAAUCAGGUGUUCGUGCUCAUAGUGGAAGGCUUCCUCAUUUUCAACUACAGGCCUCUGGAUGAACUGUUUGACAAAAAAUAUUUUAUGGAAAUACCUUAUGAUGCCUGCAAGAGGAGACGAAGUUUAAGAGUGUACACACCUCCUGAUCCUCCCGGCUAUUUCGACGGAUACGUGUGGCCAAUGUACCUGAAAAACCGAGAAGAGAUCGAGAGCGACACAUCAGAAUUUGUAUUUCUGGAUGGUUUGAAGCCAAAAGAAGAGCUGCUGGCAGCUGUGUAUAAAGAUAUUUGUCAGGAAAUACAAAGACUCAGAGAGAAAAACUGAAUUGACCAGAGUAUUAUUUAUUUGCCAUUUGAAGAUGAAGAUCACUGCUCCCAUGGAUGUUAGGACCACUAUCAAUUAGACUAAUGUGUGACUGAAAGGACCAAAUUAAGCUGUGCGAAUAUCCUGGAAUAAACGAGCUGUAGCAUCUGAAGUUAUCUGCCUGAAGACUGAAGCAAAUGUCUUUACCUCUUUACCAUAAAUGUACAGUAUUUUGAAAAGACAAACACUGUGGGACAUAUAAAUGUGAUGUUUGAGGACUUGCAGUUUACUAAUCCAAUAAUCGUAUCGGUAUGUGUAAGCUUAAGUUUGGUUUUAACUCCAUUUUCUUACUCGAUCUCUGCAUCCUGUGAGGAAAUUUUUAAAGUUUGUUUUUUCUAAUAUGUUCUGUAAAAUAAAUUGUUAUGUGUACAUCCAUUAAAGCAGCUUAACAGAAACACUAAA